CCGCGUCCCUGCAGGUGGCGGCGGACCCGGCGGCGGCCCCGCGCAGGGAGCCCGCGUCGCACCGCCCGCGUCGCCCCACCCGCGUCGCCGAGGGCUGCCGGGCGCACGGAGCGGCGGAGUCGGGCACUCCCAUGGGCAGGGCGCCCUCCGCGGGCGGGAUCUCGGCCAGAGCCGUGUAGCGCGGGGCGGCCGGGCGGCGGGUGCUGCAGCGCUCCGCGGACACCGGCCGCCGGCGGGUGCGAGGCCGGGGCGGGCUGAAACAUGGCGCAGCGAAAGGGCCGCACGGAGGCGGACGAGCUGGCCAACGCCGCCGCCCGCGGCGACCUGCAGCGCCUGAAGGAGCUGCUGGACGGCGCGGCGAACCCCAACGCCGUCAACUCCUACGGCCGGACGGCCAUCCAGGUGAUGAUGCUGGGCAGCCCGCGGGUGGCCGAGCUGCUGCUGCAGCGCGGAGCCGACCCCAACCGCCCCGACCCGAGCACCGGCUGCUUCCCGGUGCACGACGCGGCCAGCGCCGGCUUCCUGGAGACGCUGGAGGCACUGCACCGCGCCGGGGCGCGGCUCGACCUGCCCGACGGCUUCGGCCGCCUCCCGCUCGACGUGGCGGCGGGGGGCCCGCACGGACCGGUGGGCCGCUACCUGCGACACCCGCCGCCCCUCGUCUAGCCUCCUCCCGUAAUUUAUUGCCCGCGCCCACCUCGGGAGACAGGAAGUAGAACAGCACUCACGGGCUUCUAAAAUCCGCGGGUGGCGUUUCGCUGCUCGGAUGCACGAAGGACCAGCGCGAUAUGUAUCGGUUUGCACGCUAUAGUUAGCACGUGCCUGCAUGUUUUCCUGCGCUUGACACCCUCCACGCCCCGCUUUUUGACAUGGUAGUCCAAACACUGUGAAGAGAAAUGAAUAUGAAGGAAAGCCCCUGCACAGAGACGGCACAAUAAACCUUUCGUGUUUUGACAGGA
Falco peregrinus (peregrine falcon) is the source of this 959-nucleotide messenger RNA. Its product is annotated as cyclin-dependent kinase 4 inhibitor B-like. Gene Ontology annotation, molecular function: protein kinase binding; cyclin-dependent protein serine/threonine kinase inhibitor activity. Lineage: Eukaryota; Metazoa; Chordata; Aves; Falconiformes; Falconidae. The coding region runs from base 262 to 666 and encodes 134 amino acids. The transcript has 2 exons. The record is from RefSeq and is a predicted model, not a curated record. Gene Ontology annotation, cellular component: nucleus. Gene Ontology annotation, biological process: negative regulation of cell population proliferation; regulation of cyclin-dependent protein serine/threonine kinase activity.